Molecule: messenger RNA, 1260 nt
Organism: Abrus precatorius (Indian licorice)
Lineage: Eukaryota; Viridiplantae; Streptophyta; Magnoliopsida; Fabales; Fabaceae
Product: phospholipase A(1) DAD1, chloroplastic-like
Exons: 1
Coding region: 1-1260 (419 amino acids)
Biological process (GO): lipid metabolic process
Molecular function (GO): glycerophospholipase activity
Source: RefSeq, a predicted model, not a curated record
AUGAGGCUAGCUAUAAGACCAACUCCCCAAUCACACACUUGCCCUUCAAUCUCCAAACCCACCCCAACUUUCUCACACGCCACCCCUCCCACCUUACCCUUCAACAAGUCUCAACUCGCUUGGGAUCGUCUCAAGCGUGACUCAGUGCAAUGCAACUCGCCCAAACUCGGUCACAAGUGGACACAAUACCAAGGAAUCAACAACUGGGACGGUCUGUUAGACCCUCUUGACGACAACCUGCGCUCGGAAAUCCUAAGAUACGGUCAGUUCGUAGAAUCCGCGUAUCGCUCCUUUGACUUUGACUCCUCUUCACCCACUUACGCCACGUGUCGCUAUUCUAAGUCCUCACUCCUAACCCGAACCGGAAUGAAAAAAACGGGUUACCGAAUAACAAAGAAUUUACGAGCCACGUGCGGGGUAAAAUUGCCAAAGUGGAUUAACAGCAUGGCUCAACUGCCACAUACGCAGUCUAGCUGGAUCGGUUACGUAGCAGUUUGUCAAGACAAGGAGGAAAUCACGCGCCUCGGGAGGCGUGACGUGAUGAUUGCCCUGAGGGGAACAGCCACGUGUUUGGAAUGGUUGGAAAACCUUCGUGCAACGUUGACAAAAUUACCGAAUCAUAUGGGCUGUGGCAACGAAGGUUGCAUGGUGGAAAACGGAUUUUUGAGUCUCUAUGUGUCCAAACAAGGUACAUGUCCGAGUUUGCAGGACAUGGUGAGAGAAGAGGUUAAAAGAGUGAUCCAAUCUUACGGUGAUGAGCCACUAAGCUUAACCAUAACUGGCCAUAGUCUUGGAGCCGCACUCGCCAUUCUCAGCGCGUACGACAUAACCACAACCUUCGAAAAUGCACCAAUGGUCACUGUGGUGUCCUUCGGUGGGCCCCGCGUGGGUAACGAUAAGUUCAGGGCUCGAUUGGAAAAGAGUAGGACAAGGAUACUAAGAAUCGUCAAUUCCGAUGAUGUCAUCACAAAAGUGCCUGGACUCGUGGUUCAUGAUGAUGACGUGGCCUGCACAGAUGGUGCCCACGUGGCGCGCCUUCAAAGUUGGUUCCGUAGGCUCAUCGAGGAUAUGCAGUUGGUGUACGCUGACGUUGGACAAGAGUUGAGACUUAGUAGUAAGGAAUCGCCCUAUUUGAAGAAAGGAGAUGUCGCCACGUGUCAUGAUCUCAAGACCUAUCUUCACUUGGUGAAUGGUUUCGUAAGCUCAUCGUCUCCUUAUAUGACCAAAACGACACAGUAUCCAGCCGAAGCUUGGCUUUGA